This is a messenger RNA of Lichtheimia ornata, 1062 nucleotides long. RefSeq lists its product as uncharacterized. Gene Ontology annotation, molecular function: ATP binding; protein kinase activity. The record is from RefSeq and is a predicted model, not a curated record. The transcript is spliced from 8 exons. The coding region runs from base 1 to 1062 and encodes 353 amino acids. NCBI's taxonomy places the organism in Eukaryota, Fungi, Mucoromycota, Mucoromycetes, Mucorales, Lichtheimiaceae. Gene Ontology annotation, biological process: protein phosphorylation.
AUGACACGCACACCCAUCAUGAAGCGUCUCAUGACGCUCUUCAAAAAGACACACGACUCUGACCAGAGCUAUCCGAGCGAUCUCGAGAAGCAGUUCAUUGUCACCAAAAAGACUCUUGGCGUCGGAUCCUUUGCAGUCGUCAAGGAAUGUAUUAGGCGAUCGGAUAAUCGGCCCUUUGCUCUCAAGAUUAUUUUGAAGAAGGCUAUUGCUGGCAAGGAGCAUAUGUUGGACAGUGAACUAGACAUCCUCAAGUCAGUUGAGCAUCCCAAUAUUGUAUCCAUGGUCUACUUGUCCGAAACCACCGAAUCAGUCUACAUUGUGAUGGAGCUUGCAAGUGGAGGUGAAUUGUUCCAGCAGCUAUUGCAGAAAGGCAGCUACACUGAAAAGGACGCGUCCAAUUUGGUGCGACAAAUGCUACAAGGUCUUGCCUAUUUGCAUGAUCAAGAUAUUGUACAUCGUGACAUCAAGCCUGAAAAUCUUUUAUUUGACACCAAAGAAGAAGGUGCCACACUCAAGAUUACCGACUUUGGCCUAUCCAAGAUCCUCAAAAACCACAAUGAUAUCCUUAUGACAGCAUGUGGUACGCCUGGUUACGUUGCCCCAGAGAUUUUGUUGCAAUCGGGCCAUGGAAAACCAGUGGAUUUGUGGAGCGUUGGUGUCAUCAUGUAUACGCUGCUAAGUGGUUAUACCCCAUUCUGGGGAGAAGAUCAAACUGCCUUGUUUGAAAGUAUCAUGUCUGGCAAUUAUGAGUAUGACGAGGAAUAUUGGGAAGACAUUUCAGAUGAUGCCAAGGACUUGAUUGAUCGCCUAUUGACAUAUCACCCAUCCAAGCGUAUCACCGCCAAAGAGGCUCUCGAGCAUCCAUGGAUCACCAAGGAACACGAUGAGAAUGCAACCAACUUGGCACCUAAUAUCCGCAAGGGCAUUGAUAGCCGUAAAUCGCUCAAAUCGGUUGUCACCGCCAUGACGCUCUUGAACCACUGGAAGAAUUUGGAAGACGUGCCUGAGGAUGAAGAUGAGACAAGUGAUGAGGAGACUGUCCAUGGCCUUGGAGUGCAUUAG